Molecule: messenger RNA, 2087 nt
Organism: Onychostoma macrolepis
Lineage: Eukaryota; Metazoa; Chordata; Actinopteri; Cypriniformes; Cyprinidae
Gene: ccn4b
Product: cellular communication network factor 4b
Exons: 5
Coding region: 385-1452 (355 amino acids)
Biological process (GO): signal transduction; cell adhesion
Cellular component (GO): extracellular region; extracellular matrix
Molecular function (GO): heparin binding; integrin binding
Source: RefSeq, a predicted model, not a curated record
CUUACGGAGCCCUGCACAUGACAUGCAGGGGGAAAAAAUAGUUGGCUAAAUCGUGCACACGAUUUAUAAAUCGAGGGAACGAAAUAUUAAUCGUGUGCACGAUUUACUUAUUUUUUCUUGCGUGUCAUAUGCGGGGCUCCGUAGAAAACUAGAUGGUUUGUGUGGUGGAGGUUGGAACAAAACUCUGUGUUAAACACUAGCAGUGUUUGAUUUAUAAAUAUCAAAAUGUUGUGUGACAAUAAUGUUGCAUUUGGCUCUGUUGGUAUAUCUAUUAAAAUUAACCAUCGGUUUUGGAAAACAGUAUUUCUGUGUAGUUACAGUGUAAAAGUGAUCCUGUGCUGUCUUGUUGAUGAUAUUAGAAACUAAUCCGAAGCGUCCUCUGCAAUGAAGUUCUUGGGAGCCUUUAAAGGGCCCAAUUUCAAUGCCAGUUCCCACAACUCCACAGACUCUCCUCUUGUGACCACAGAUUUGGACCCUUAUAACAGAAAUCGAUACUGCAAAUGGCCCUGUAAGUGCCCCAAGAAUGCCCCUGUUUGCCCACAUGGCGUCAGCUUAUUGACAGAUGGAUGUGACUGCUGCAAGGCCUGUGCCAAGCAGGUGGGGGAGACCUGUAAUGAGAGAGAUACCUGUGACUAUCAUAAAGGACUUUACUGUGACUACAGCGCUGACAAGCCGAGGUACGAAAAAGGAGUGUGUGCAUAUGUUAUGGGAACAGGCUGUGAGUAUAACGGUGUGAUUUACCGUAAUGGCCAAAGCUUCCAGCCCAAUUGUAAGUACCGUUGUCUGUGUGUGAAUGGGGCGAUUGGAUGUGUGUCGCUCUGCACCAAGUCCCUGCCGCCCCGGGUCUGGUGUCAGUCGCCCAAGCGAGUCAAGAUCCCAGGCCAGUGUUGCGAGAAAUGGAUCUGCGAAGAGUCCCGUAAACCACGCAAGACCAACCCCAGACACGCUCCUGAGGAGGCGUCCCUCACCUCUAAUGAUAUUUGGCAUAAAAAUUGCAUUACCCAGACUACGCCAUGGAGUCCCUGCUCAAAGACCUGUGGGCGGGGCGUAUCACAGCGCGUCUCUAAUGACAAUGCUGGCUGUGUGAUGGAGAAAGAGUCUCGACUGUGUAACCUCCGACCCUGUGAGGUGGACAUCACCAAGCACUUUAGACCGGGUAAGAAAUGCCUGAACAUCUACCGUGAGCCAGAGUUUCAGAACUUCACCAUCUCGGGGUGUGUCAGUAAGAAGGCGUAUUGGCCCAAGUACUGUGGAGUCUGUACCGAUGAGCGCUGCUGCAUCCCAUACAAGUCUAAGACCAUCGAGGUGGAGUUUGUGUGUCCAAAUGGAUCAGUUUUUUCCUGGAAAUACAUGUGGAUCAACGCCUGCUUCUGCAACCUCUCCUGCAGGAAUCCAAACGAUAUCUUUGCAGAUCUGGCGCAGUACUAUGAGGUCAAUGAGAUUGUUAACUAACUAAUUCACAGAGUGCCAGAUGCAAUCUCUUUUUAUGGCAUCCUUAGGCUCACAUUUGUAGUCUGAGCAUCACACUUGACAGUAAUAGGGACAGGGAUGCUGGAGAGCACAGAAAGCACUGUUGAUGAGAAAUUUGGAUUGAAUUCGGAUGAUUUAUGAAUAAACAUCAGCACAGUUACUCAUAAGAUGGCUUGUGAAGGGAACAAUGAUAGUUCAGACUGAAGGACUUUAUGGUAUAUGAAGAUUGCUAAUGGAUGGAUGGAUGGAUGAGGGACAAAAUAUGAAAUUAAGAAAAUGUUAAAUUUAAGUUGUUGACUUCCUGUUCCAAAUCUGUGAAGUCCAAAAUACUAUUUUUAUAUUUUGCAAAUAUAUGUUUAAAAAAUAUCGCCUUCAACGAAAAAAGGAAUUCUCCUUAAUGGAAUACACAUCAUCAGUUUUUGAAAAUAUAUGUUAGUUAAAAUGGUGUUAAAGGAUGUGUUUGUAUCUUUAUGUAACAUAUUCUGAAAUACAUAUAAGAGAAGUGACAGUGAUCUCCUUGAUAUUCACACUUUUAUUUUGCCAAGUUGUUACUUUUCAUAUUUAAUUCUGGAAAUAUGCAGGAAAUGUAUCUUUUUUUAAUAAAAGACAUUUGCUUA